AAACUGAUCCAUUGUCUUAAAUCAUUCUAGUUCAGAUCCUGUCCAUUCCAGGGUUGAGAGGAGAGAUGAGAGGAAUAGUUAUAGUUCUCAUCUUCUCUAUAUAUACCAGCGCCAAUGGAGAUGAAAGCAGCAGCAGCAGCAGCAGUAAAAUGGCUGCCAGCUCUGUCUCCGCGGCAUCCUCAUCAGCUGCAGCCAAGUCGUCUUCAUCUGCAAUGAGCUCCGAUUCAAGCUCAGGCUAUGCCUCCUCAGGGUAUAGUUCUGGUUCCAGCUCAGGGGGCUACGCUGCUCCUGAACCUUAUAAUGAAACCAGGAUGCAUCCAGCUCAUGAUGAAUAUAAUGAUUGUCAGUAUGUUGGUGAGUGGGGAGACUGUGAUCCCUUCAAGAUGAUCAGGAUCAAGGAGGAGAGAUUAGUUAUUGGAGGAGCUAGCUGUGUUGAGAGAAAGAAUAUCACUAAACCUUGCUCAAGGAAUGAUCUUCCUCCAGGCACGAACUGGUUGUUGAACGAGCACAAGAUGUGCGUCCUUGAACUUCAGAAACUCAAGAGUAUGAUUGAAGAUCUUCACAGAUAUAUUGAUUUGAUCCACCAACGAGGACAAACUCUCUUCAAUGCUUACAAUGAGCUCAGAAAAAGGCUUAUGGAUCUACGACGUGAGAUCUCUAUUAUCGGGAGAAGAAAUCAUGAUGCUGAGCAAACUAUUAACAGAUUGAGGAAGGAGGUUGAGGAUUGGAAGAAUAAAUCCAACAAGAUGCAGAUGGAUCUAAACCAGCUCAAGGCUCAGUAUAAGGGUAUGGAAAUCAAGGUUAAGAACUCUAAACUGAAGAACGAUGAACUAGCCAAGAAGAAGGAAAUCUUAACAUCUGAGCUCUCAACUCUUAAUGCACAGUUUACAGAAGUCAGUACUGAGAACAGGAAUCUGAAAACCCAUCUACUGGAUUCUGAGAGGUAUAAGGAAGAACUCCGAGAACUUCUUGCUGCCAUCUCUGCUCUUGAAAUUAAAAUCUCCAAGACCAAGGCCGAGAUAUCUAAGACCAAGUCAGAUUUGAACAAGUGCAAGAUGGAUAAUGCUAUGCCUAAAGGAUACAAAGGAGCUCCUAAGUUUAACAAGGAUACAAAGGUGAACCUGGACAUGAGUAUGUGGAUUACCCAUAAUAUCACUAAGGAGGAGGGCGAGGUUUAUAAACCUGAAAUUAAGUAUGGAGUAGAUCCUGCAUAUCAUCCCAAAUAUGCUCCUGCUACACCUAAGUAUACUUCUCCUAAAUAUGAAGCACCUAAGUAUGAAGAGCCAAAAUAUGAAGAACCAAAGUAUGAAGAGCCUAAGUAUGAAGAACCAACCACUGUAGCACCUGCUUAUGAAAAACCCAAGUAUGAAACUGAAGCACCAAAGUAUGAAGCACCAAAGUAUGAAGCACCAAAGUACGAAGCACCAUCAACUGAAGCACCUAAAUAUGAGGAACCCAAAUAUGAAACUGAGGCACCAAAGUAUGAAGCACCAGCAACUGAAGCACCUAAAUACGAAGAGCCCAAAUAUGAAACUGAGGCACCAAAGUAUGAGGCACCAAAGUAUGAAGCACCAGCAACUGAAGCACCUAAAUAUGAGGAACCCAAAUAUGAAACUGAGGCACCAAAGUACGAGGCACCACCAACUGAAGCACCAAAAUAUGAGGAACCCAAGUAUGAAGAACCUAAAUAUGAAGAACCAAAGUAUGAAGCACCCCAGCCAGAAGCUCCUAAAUAUGAGGAACCCAAAUACGAAGAACCUAAAUAUGAAGAACCCAAGUAUGAGGAACCAAAAUAUGAAGAACCCAAGUAUGAGGAACCAAAAUAUGAGGCACCAGCAGAGAAAUACUAAGCAAUAAGAUGCCUGUUUAAAAAAGAGAGGUCAAUAUAGCAGAAUGUCAGGUUUAGUAAAGAUUUCAAAAUGUAAUUCUAUCAUAACAUAUUUCAACUCCAGUAUUUGUAAAAUAUAUUUAAUAUUUUUGUGGAUAUUUCUAUUGUUAGCAAUAAAUUUAUAUUGUCAA
This is a messenger RNA of Eurytemora carolleeae, 2019 nucleotides long. RefSeq names its product fibrous sheath CABYR-binding protein. The record is from RefSeq and is a predicted model, not a curated record. Gene Ontology annotation, cellular component: cortical actin cytoskeleton; actin filament; plasma membrane. Bases 66 to 1850 code for a protein of 594 amino acids. Gene Ontology annotation, biological process: regulation of actin filament polymerization. Gene Ontology annotation, molecular function: growth factor activity; actin filament binding. The transcript has 10 exons. NCBI's taxonomy places the organism in Eukaryota, Metazoa, Arthropoda, Copepoda, Calanoida, Temoridae.